AUGAUGUCUCUCAUUGCUCCCAGAAAACGAAAAGAUCACUACCACGUCGCAUCACCCACAUCCCCAGACAAAGCGAAGGUCCGUCUCAUCGAAGAUAAGGGUGAUAGCCCAUCGGAAUCGUCUGGCCUGCCCCGGCUACGCUCAAGCUUCUCCAAUGCUCGCACGCUAUCGAACAUCCGGCGCAGGAGCGUAAAACUACUCUCGGUGUUUCGGAAUGGGAAAGUGCAUCGACACAAGUUGCGAUCCCGUCCCACUGUGUUGAGUCUAGAGCCAGAUAUCCAUCCAGAUGUCCAGCUUGACUCUGCACCUUCACGUCGGCUCAUAAGCGAUAUUGUGGCCUUUCUUUCGCAGCCGUCAACGAGUGUGACAGGUAGCAGUCUUAAUCCGCUAAGCUUCCAGUCAACAGCACCGACUUCUUUGGUAUCUUCUGGCGCACCUCGUUCCGUCGAGAUCGCUAGCGCCCAUGGGAAGCAACCAUUCUCGCAUACUUCGACUGGAACACCACCCCUACCACCUGAACAGGAGGGUACAAAAUCGCAAUGGUUGGUGUUUCCACGCCAGGAUUCUCCUAGGCUCACCAAGCCAUCCGUUGCCACAGUUGAAAAUGCGGCGGCAACAAAGAUAUUUCUUGAGUCUCACUUUGAUAGUAUACUCAAUGUCAAGGUAAGCCCACGAUUGAGGCGGAGAAGGGAGCUGGAGCGCAAGCUCUUUGCGGUGGGUGCUCAUGAAGAAGAGCAACGAACCAGGAUACAACAAUGGUGCACUGCCGAAUCCAACCACCUCCGCCAGACACGGGUAAUGAAAUCCAAAACCUUAGCACGACAAAAGAUCAAAGGUGUUCACGUUUCCAAUUAUGAGAUCGUAAGGGUGCUUGGGAAGGGAAGCUUCGGCGUCGUACGGCUCGUUCGUGAGCGGAGUGACGCAGACGACAAUCAGUCUGGAAACACUCAAGCUGGUAGCACUUUUGUACCUUCUCGAAAACCGAAACAGGUCUUCGCAAUGAAGGUAAUCAGAAAAUCAGACAUGUUGCGAAAUAGCCAAGAGGGCCAUCUCCGUGCCGAGCGAGACUUUCUCGUCGCAUCUGAGAACUCCCGAUGGGUAGUUCCGCUCAUUGCCAGCUUCCAAGACAACAACAACCUCUAUCUUGUUAUGGAAUACAUGGUGGGGGGUGAUUUUCUGGGUCUGUUACUCCGGGAGGAUGUUCUCGACGAAGGGGUUGCAAAAUGGUACAUUGCCGAAAUGAUUCUAUGCGUAGAAGAGGCGCACAGAAUGAAAUGGAUCCACCGAGAUAUCAAACCAGACAACUUCUUGAUUACAUCCUCUGGACAUCUCAAGAUAUCUGAUUUUGGGCUUGCUUUUGAUGGUCACUGGACGCACAAUCAAACCUAUUACAACGAACAACGGUAUAGCUUGUUGCACGAUCUUAAUUUGCGCGUUCGGGGCGAUGAAAUCGACUCGCGAGAGGACCGGCAAAGACAGGAGGCUCAAGAUGGCACGAACCAGGCCGAUGGUAGAGUAUCUGGCCGCGAUCGAUUCGAGUCAAGACAAGGAGAUGCCAGUGGACCCGUCCUAGAUUGGCUCAACAGCACCCAACGACGCCGCUUUGCGAAAAGCGUAGUAGGAACAAGUCAGUAUAUGGCACCGGAGGUGAUCAGAGGGCAACACUAUGAUGGUCGAUGUGACUGGUGGAGUAUCGGUCAGGACCACAAGCGUUUCCUCAAAUUCCCGCGUGAGCAAAGAUACGGUAGGCCGAGUCUUGAGCGCGUCCCACUGAUGCCCGUUACUCAUUACGCUCUUGAUCUUAUCUCAAGGCUGCUUGAAGAUAAGGAGCAUCGACUUUCUGCUAAAGGAUACAAAGAGAACGACUUUGUCAUGAGCCAGAAGGGUGUGCGAAUGCGACACAAGCGCAAUGCAGACCACUUGGGAUAUGUAGUCUUCCCCAAUGACGCCGAAGAUAUCAAGAACCAUGCCUUCUUUCGUGAUAUCCAGUGGUCCAUUAUGCAUCUCGUACGGCCGCCUUUUGUUCCACACAUCCAAGGAGGUCAAUCGAUCACUCAAUACUUUGACGACGAAGCGGAGAUCAUGAGCGCGUCUGAUCAUCUAGACUCCUCGAGCUAUGCGAGUGGGCAAGAGGAAGGCGGGAAGCUGCCACAGCGUAUGCUUCAAAUAGGAUUGGACGGUCAUGGGAAAAACAACCAAGACGAUCGCACUCGAGCAAUGUCCAUUAGUCGAUUGAAGCGACGUAAGAAGGAGACGAAGAGGCCUCGCGACAAGCUUCUUCGCGAUCCUGAGGUGGGACGUACAGUCCUAGAGAUUCGUAAAAAGGGCGCGUUCAUGGGAUACACUUACCGUCGACCUUAUUUCACGCUCCCUGAAUUGGAUCCCAUGGUGCUGAGGGCGUCGCAAACAGAGCCACUGGUGGUAGGACCUGUUGGUGCAUGA
This is a messenger RNA of Aaosphaeria arxii CBS 175.79, 2442 nucleotides long. Its product is annotated as kinase-like protein. Gene Ontology annotation, molecular function: ATP binding; protein serine/threonine kinase activity. Gene Ontology annotation, biological process: intracellular signal transduction; peptidyl-serine phosphorylation. Lineage: Eukaryota; Fungi; Ascomycota; Dothideomycetes; Pleosporales. The transcript has 3 exons. The coding region runs from base 1 to 2442 and encodes 813 amino acids. The record is from RefSeq and is a predicted model, not a curated record.